AUGGCAAUGAUUAAGCAAAUACUGAGAGAUGUAUUGAUCAACAAGAAUGCUAUUAUGUUUCAAACAACAAUGCGGGCAAAACAUUCUGUAAGGUUGCAAUCUUUUCACACUGGACUGGCUUGCAAACAGGAUAAAUAUAGUCCCAGCGACACCAAGAAAGUAUUGAGUUUCUACGAUAACAUCAACAGCAUUUUAAAUGAAAUCAACUCUUCAGAUGAUAGUUACGAUCACACACAGUACUUCAGAAAUUCUCAAGACGUUCAAGACCAGUCUCAAGAUCACAAUCAAUCUCAAUCAGACCAAGCGAUAGAGAACCUGAAUGUUCUGAAUGAAGUGAUCGAUGAGCAGCAUGUGGACGUCAAGAAGGCAGCAGAGAACUUUUUGGAUACGUAUGGAAUUUACUCUCAGUUGUGCAACGCUGGGUUCACGGAUUCGCAGUCAAAAAUCAUUCUAUCUUUACUGACAGAGGAACUAAACUCACAGGUUCACUAUCUAUCGAAAAACUUCUCUCCACAGCAGGACUUGGAGAAUGACACUUAUUUAUUUGAGGCAGCUCAGUCAGAACUUUCUGUAGAGAUCAAUGGGUAUCGUGAUUCUAAUUUAAGUGACUUGAUGAACAGUUCCAUUUUUUUGAAGCGUCUAUUCAACUCGUUGGAAGACUCGCUCAACAUUCAGUAUCAACUGAUAGACAAUUCGAUGAAACUAGAAAUCGAUCAGUUUAAGCAUGAGAAUAAUCUUACAAAUAAAAAACUAAACAUACGAAAUCACGACCUGAAUAACAGAAUUGGAACCGAGCUGAUGUCAGGUAUAAAAUCAGAAAUUGAAUCUCUGCGGUGGGCCAUCACUAGGGCGGGAGUAUUAGCACUGCUAUCAAUGGUGUUUAGCAUUUUGGUCUGUUUUAACGUCUCGCAACGAUCUGCGAGUAAAGAAGAGACUGAAAUGGCAGCAGAUAAGCAAAUAGACACACAGUUACGAAGAGCCCAUCUUCCAGCCGAAACAGUGCAUAAUGAAUACGAAGCAGACUGGGAAGAGGAUCAAGAAGUGUCAUGA
Molecule: messenger RNA, 1050 nt
Organism: Komagataella phaffii GS115
Lineage: Eukaryota; Fungi; Ascomycota; Pichiomycetes; Pichiales; Pichiaceae
Exons: 1
Coding region: 1-1050 (349 amino acids)
Cellular component (GO): mitochondrion
Source: RefSeq, a predicted model, not a curated record